Messenger RNA from Lolium perenne, 2891 nucleotides. RefSeq names its product potassium channel KOR1. NCBI's taxonomy places the organism in Eukaryota, Viridiplantae, Streptophyta, Magnoliopsida, Poales, Poaceae. Gene Ontology annotation, biological process: transmembrane transport; potassium ion transport. Gene Ontology annotation, cellular component: membrane. Gene Ontology annotation, molecular function: protein binding; voltage-gated potassium channel activity. The record is from RefSeq and is a predicted model, not a curated record.
GAUCGCACGCCCGGCCGGCCAGCUCAACUUCAAAAUCCAAGCUCCAUCAACUCGAACGCCACCACCAUUUUUAGCUGCUACUACGCGUGCGUGGCAGCUUAGCUCAUGGCGAUGGGAAGGUGGCUGGGGUCAAAGAGGAAGGGCGGGGAGAAGGACCAGGAUGAGAAGGAGUACGAGGUGGACGACGUGCCCGACCGGUCGCGCUCGUCCCGGAACGAGCUUGUCGGCCGCCUCCCACCGCUCCGCCGCCACAGCCGUCUCGGCACCGAUGGCCGCGAGGACGGGUUCCUCCACGGCCGCAUCAUUCACCCCGACAACAAGUUAUAUAGGUUAUGGACCAGGUUCAUAGUGGUUUGGGCAGUGUACAGUACCUUCCUUACACCAUUUGAAUUUGGAUUCUUCAGGGGGCUCCCUAGGAAGUUGUUCUUCUUGGACAUAGUUGGCCAGAUUGCCUUCCUUGUUGAUAUUAUCCUGAAGUUUGUUGUGGCCUACCGUGACACCGACACAUACCGCAUCGUAUACAAUCCAACAUCUAUUGCCCUCCGAUACUGCAAAUCAAGGUUCAUUUUCGAUCUCCUUAGUUGCUUCCCAUGGGAUGCUAUCUAUAAGGCUUCUGGACGUAAAGAGGAACUAAGAUACCUACUGUGGAUUCGCUUAGCACGAGCUCUGAAAGUCACAGAAUUCUUUACGGAUUUGGAAAAGGACAUCCGUGUGAAUUACCUGUUCACAAGGAUAGUGAAACUCAUAGUUGUGGAACUCUAUUGUACACACACAGCAGCUUGUAUCUUCUAUUACCUGGCAACGACGCUUCCUGAAUCAAUGGAAGGACAUACAUGGAUAGGGAGUUUGCAGUUAGGAGACUAUAGCUAUUCUAAUUUCAGGGAGAUUGAUAUUACCAAGCGUUAUAUUACAUCAUUGUACUUUGCCAUCGUCACCAUGGCAACUGUUGGUUAUGGUGACAUUCAUGCUGUAAAUGUUAGGGAAAUGAUAUUUCUCAUGAUUUAUGUUUCAUUUGAUAUGGUACUUGGCGCGUACCUCAUUGGUAACAUGACUGCAAUGAUUGUGAAAGGCUCGGCAACCGAGCGAUUCAGAGACAGAAUGAAAGAAGUUAUCAGGUAUAUGAACAGAAAUAAACUUGGAAAGGACGUCAGAGAACAGAUCAAGGGACAUUUGAGGUUGCAGUAUGAAAGCAGCUGCACUGAAGCCUCUGUACUUCAGGAUAUCCCAAUUUCUAUUCGUGCAAAGAUUUCUGAAACACUGUACAUACCCUAUAUUGAAAGAACUCCAUUGUUCAAAGGAUGCUCCGCAGAAUUCAUCCACCAGAUUGUGAUUAGGCUGGAAGAAGAGUUCUACUUACCAGAAGAAGUUAUUUUGGAGCAAGGAAGCGCAGUUGAUCAAUUAUACUUCGUCUGUCAGGGUGCACUGGAAGGUGUUGGCAUUGGCGAAGAUGGUCAAGAGACUAUCAUAAUGUUGGAGCAAGAGAGUUCAUUUGGAGAAGUUGCAAUUCUUUGCAACAUUCCACAGCCCUACACCGUUCGUGUUUGUGAACUAUGCAGGCUCUUACGUCUAGAUAAAGAGUCGUUCACACACAUAUUAGAGAUUUAUUUCGCUGACGGAAGAAAACUUUUGAGCAAUCUUACUGAGAACAAUGAAUAUGGCCAGCGUGUCAAACAUAUAGAAUCAGAUAUCAUAUUCCAUAUAGGGAAGCAAGAGGCAGAGCUGACCUUAAGAGUAAAUACGGCCGCUUUUUAUGGUGACCUUCAUCAGCUGACAGGCUUAAUCCGAGCUGGAGCCAAUCCAAAGAACACUGAUUAUGAUGGGCGAUCUCCUUUGCAUCUUGCAGCUUCCAAAGGGUAUGAAGAUAUUGUGCAGUUUCUUAUCCACGAAGGGGCUGAUAUCAAUCUUACUGAUAAAUUUGGGAGCACACCCUUGCUGGAGGCAGUGCAGCAGGGGCAUGGUAGAGUGGCCACAUUGCUGUUUACAAAAGGAGCCAAGCUGAACCUUGAGAACGCCGGCAGCCGUCUCUGCAUGGCAGUGUCAAAGGGAGAUUCUGAGUUCAUUCAAGGUGCUCUGGCUUACGGUGCUGAUCCAAACUCAAAAGACUACGACCAGCGCAAUCCUCUCCACAUAGCAGCUGCAGAGGGCUUGUAUAUGAUGGCGAAGUUGCUGGUAGAAGCAGGCGCCAGCGUAUUCGCAACAGACAGACGCGGUACUACGCCAUUGGACGAAGCACGUGAGUCCGGGAGUAAGCCGCUUAUGAGGUUGCUGGAACAAGCGAAAGCCGCUGAGCUCUCCAAGUUCCCUACACGCGGCGAAGAAGUGAGAAACAAAAUGCAUCCGCGACGUUGCCCCGUGUUCCCUUACCAUCCGUGGGAACCUGAUGCCAAGCGAAAAGAGGGAGUGGUGAUGUGGAUUCCUCACACGAUUGACGAACUUAUAAGGUCCGCCCAGGGGAAGCUGGGUUUGUCUGGUUCAUGCCUUCGCUUGCUAUCCGAGGAUGGCGCAACGGUCCAGGACAUCGAUAUGAUCAAUGAUGGGCAGAAGCUCUAUCUGGUCGGAGACGAGGACACGAGUGAGAACGCAUAGAAGGUGAGCCAAAUGGGGAAGUAAGACAGACCAUGUUUUUUGCAACAAAUUUUGCAUUUGCUUUCAGGUGCAUAUGUAUAGCCUAUUUUCCACAGCGGGGGAUUUGAUUAUCUGCCACACCGCGGUGUAACUGGCAUGUGCUGGUCAAUGUGGUGAAUAAUCAAUUUUCAGAAAUUUUCUGGGUGUUGUGCCAGCGUAGAUAGAUAGUGUUACAAGAACACCCACUCUGGAUGGUGUACAAAUUACAGUUGAAUGUAAAUUCGAAAUGGAAUAUGAAUAAAGUGAAUGGAACAAAAACAGCUCAG